CAUGGCUUGUAUCCGAGGGUCGAAUUGUGUUUGUCAAAAAUAGUUACACGUGACAAAAGAUAGCAUGGCUCGAGCCAGAAAUUGAUUUCCUCGAGAUUCUUCCACCUAAGCUUUCUGAGUUGGCAUUUCCAAAUUAAAAGAAAACAAAUAAUCAACAAAUUUCUUUCAUCCCAGAUUUCCCUCCACACAUUCAAUCCUCACCUUAUCUCCCAAAAUCUGUCCUAUUCCUCGAUUCCGUUCCCAAAAUAAACUCUGCAAAAUGAUUUCAAUUUGCAAUUCUUACCCUCCAAUCCACCACCAUCACGGCCACCGGCGAAGAUGGCCUCCAAAUUGGGUUUCACCAUAACCUCUUCUCGUUUCUUCACUGCUCCUUUUCGAAGACCUUCUGUUGGGUUGUCUUUGUCUGGUUCUAAUCGGUUCGCUGCGUCGAAAGUUCACUCUAUCCAGUUGAUCCGAAGGGAGCUUGUGAGUCGAAGGCGAUUGAUUAUUAUUUCCCCAAAGGCGACAACUGAUCAACCAGGUCAAGUUAAAGAAGAUGAAGUUGUCGAUAGCAACAUAAUGCCUUAUUGCAGCUUAGAUAAACAACAGAAGAAGACAAUAGGAGAAAUGGAACAAGAAUUUCUCCAAGCAUUACAAUCAUUCUAUUACGAAGGAAAAGCCAUCAUGUCAAAUGAGGAAUUCGAUAACCUCAAGGAAGAACUAAUGUGGGAAGGAAGCAGUGUUGUAAUGCUAAGCUCUGAUGAACAGAAGUUUCUAGAGGCUUCAAUGGCUUAUGUAUCUGGUAACCCCAUAAUGACAGAUAAAGAGUAUGACCAAUUAAAGAUGCAAUUAAAGAAAGAUGGAAGUGACAUAGUGGCUGAAGGUCCAAGAUGCAGUCUUCGUAGUCGAAAAGUUUACAGUGAUCUUUCAGUUGAUUAUCUCAAAAUGUUCCUCAUAAAUGUCCCAGCUGCUGUUGUUGCAUUAGGAUUAUUCUUCUUCCUGGAUGACAUCACUGGUUUUGAAAUCACAUACCUUUUGGAGCUUCCAGAGCCAUUUAGUUUCAUCUUCACAUGGUUUGCUGCUCUUCCCUUGAUAUUAUGGCUAUCCUUCACACUUACCAAUGUCAUUGUCAGAGACUUUUUGAUCUUGAAGGGUCUUUGUCCAAAUUGUGGUACUGAAAACACUUCAUUUUUUGGAACUAUAUUAUCGAUUUCCAGUGGGGGGACCACAAACACAGUCAAAUGCACAAACUGUCAAACCCCACUUGUGUUUGAUCAAGAUACUCGUUUGAUAACAUUGCCUGAAGGAAGUGAAGCUUGAGUUGAGGUAAUUUAUGUUUCAAGGAAGAUGCUAUUGUAAAUGUAACUAGGUUUUUUUAGGAAGUGUUGCAUAAGCGUGGAUUCGCGUUGAAUGAUAGUUGAUGUAUGUUCAUGUGUAUAACAUGGUAACAUGGAUUAUAUAUAUGUUCAUAUAUGUAUAUUUGAUAUUGGGUGAUGACUCUGUUUGUUAAAAAAAGCAGAGUGUUCAAGUUUAAGUAAUAACAUCCCAUUUUAUAAAAGAUGUAUUUAGCUGUAAAAAUCAUGUUUAUUUGUUGGAUGCAAAUUAAUGCCAAUGGUUGAGUUCAUGACACAAGAUGUUACAAGCUUGGGGAAAUUUGAUUGUUGAGUUUGAGAAUUUCAAACAAAAUAUAACAUAUAUUCUAUAAAAGAUAUGAUUGCCUUGUUGGAGAAACCUUUAGGAAAUGUAUCAUUCGAGAGAAAUUUCAUGGGUGAUCAUGUAAUGUUUGUAUCAUCAACCUCGGACCUCGGUUGUUGAAGCAAUUUGUAUGAAUUUUAUUGGG
Lactuca saligna is the source of this 1819-nucleotide messenger RNA. Lineage: Eukaryota; Viridiplantae; Streptophyta; Magnoliopsida; Asterales; Asteraceae. The record is from the annotation of a GenBank genome assembly.